AUGACCGAUAUUGCAAAGCAGCUCCAUAUAGCACAACAAUGUUAUGAAGACAUGACAAGGCGAAAGAAGAAGCCAUCGGGUUGGAAGCUAAGCAUUGGAAAGAAGGUGAACUUGUUUAACUUCCACAAAACCCUUAUAGAGCUGAAUUUGGCCGGUGAAAAGCUUGAAGAUGAAAGCCUAAAGGAUGCCAAGAAUUAUGUGAGGACCAUGAAUGUCAUACUUGCUCUCAAACGUAAACUGUCGUGA
Molecule: messenger RNA, 246 nt
Organism: Thelazia callipaeda (thelaziosis nematode)
Lineage: Eukaryota; Metazoa; Nematoda; Chromadorea; Rhabditida; Thelaziidae
Source: the annotation of a GenBank genome assembly